AGGGGAUUUUGGGUUAGCUAGGCUUGUGGAACAUGAAAAAGGAUCACAAACAACUUUGUUGGCCGGAACCAUAGGCUACAUGGUUCCUAAGUGUUACACAACAGGUAAGGCAAGCAAGAAGUCAGAUGUCUAUAGUUUUGGAGUUGUGGCACUUGAAAUUGCUUGUGGUAGAAAGUCAAUAGAGUCUACAUAUGAAGAGCAAGAGGCGUCAUUAGUGGAUUGGGUUUGGGAAGCAUGUGGGAACCAAAUGCUUCUUGGUGUAGUUGACAAGAAACUCUCUGCAGAUUUUAAUGUGAAAGAAAUGGAGCGUUUGCCAAUUGUUGGGUUAUGGUGUGUGCAUCCUCCCCCAAGUAUGAGACCGUCAAUUAAGCAAGCAAUUAAGGUGCUUAAUUUUGAGGCAGCACUACCAAAUCUACCAAGCAGGAUGCCUAUUCCCAAUUAUGAUAUCCCUAGCACUCCGUCAUCAGAACCAACAAACCUGGUUCACUGAUUGUCAAUGUCUCUCGCUAAUUUUAAUGUAAAACUUAUAUAUAUUAAUUCUGAAAUUAAACAAGCGUGUUUAUUGUUUGAGAUUACUGGAUACUUGGCAUCCCACUUUGAAUUUACUAAUGUGGUAUCACGUGGUCGGCUCUAAGCUGUCAAUUUGUGCAACUAAAAUUUCUGUUUAUUA
Messenger RNA from Rubroshorea leprosula, 670 nucleotides. Lineage: Eukaryota; Viridiplantae; Streptophyta; Magnoliopsida; Malvales; Dipterocarpaceae. The record is from the annotation of a GenBank genome assembly.